CAACUACCGGUACUUCAAGCAAGUCGUAUGGUGACGUUUUUCGUGACGUCAUAAAAAGCGACGGCUAGAAAUCUCCGCUCUGCAGUUCUAAGAAGAGAGAAGUGGUACGAAGCUGGACAGGAGUGUCGUCUGCAGCUAGAGCCAUCUCAAGCAGGAGUCGAACGAGUUUAGAAUCGCAUCGCCGAGCGACAGAGAGAGGGGAGAUAAAGAAAAACCAGUUGUUAAGAUUAUAUCUAGAUGGACGUUAAAAAGGAGACGUGUGAGGCUGACAUAAAUACCAGGGAAAUAAUGGCUGUAAAUAUUAAGAAGGAGGACUGUGAAUGGGAAUCCAUCCACCCUAAACAGGAGAGUCUAACUAUUAAGGAGGAGGACUGUGAAACAAGGUUAGUGAGCAUUAAAGAAGAGACUGAAGAGACGUCUGUCAGCAUUGAGACAAACAAUUGUAUAAGUGUGGAAAAUGUCAAGGAAGGCAACCACCAUUGUGUGUGUGAAGAUGGAGCAGUGACCGGGUUAGUCUCUUCUCACAGGAGACACUCUGCAUCAUCAGAGCCUUCAAUCCUUGUAAAGACUCAAUCGUCACAGCCUGAAACAAAGAGAACUGAAGAAAUUUCAUCUGUUAGAAUUCAGAAACAUCAGCCAACACCUACAAAUCAGGCUGAAAAAAGAGACAAACCUCACUGUUGUUCUGAAUGUGGCAAACAAUUCUAUCGCAGGUAUAAUCUACAGAGACACCUAAGAAUUCACACUGGAGAGAAGCCAUAUUGCUGUGUGGAAUGUGGCAAACAGUUUUCAAGAAGAAGCCUUCUGCAGAUCCACAGAAGAAUUCAUACUGGAGAAAAGCCGUAUUGCUGUACAGAGUGUGGCAAACGAUUCCGUGGCAGGAGUCAUCUUCUGAGCCACAAAAGAAUUCACACAGGAGAGAAGCCGUAUUGUUGCUUGGAAUGUGGGAAGUGUUUUUCACGAAAGAGCAUUCUUACAAGACACAACUCGAUCCAUACGGGAGUGAAGCCAUAUUGCUGUUCUGAGUGUGGCAAGCAGUUUUUACAAAGGAGUAGACUUCAUAGCCACCAAACAAUUCACACCGGAGAGAAGCAAUAUUGCUGCUUGGAAUGUGGCAAACAGUUUUCAAGAAGCAGCCUUCUUCAGAUCCAUAAAAGAAUCCACACUGGAGAGAAGCCAUAUUGCUGUACAGAGUGUGGCAAACAAUUCCGGGGCAGGAGUCAUCUUCUGAGCCACAAAAGAAUUCACAAAGGAGAGAAGCCGUAUUGCUGUUUGGAAUUUGGCAAACGAUUUUGUCACAGGAGUGGUCUUCAGAGCCACAAAAAAAUUGACUCUGUAGAGAAGCCAUACUGCUCUUUGGAAUGUGGUGAACAAUUCUGUCACAGGUGAAGUCUUCAGUGCCACACUUGAAUUCACACAUAAAAGAGGCCAUGUUAUUUUUUUGCAAUGUGUCAAUUCAUUUUGUCACUGUCGUAAUCUCCAGGACGAAAGAAUUUCCAGUGGAGACACCUUGAAAACGCACAAAAGGAAAUGGAAUGGCUUAAGAAACCACGCUUUGAUCAGCUGCUAACUGAAAGACCACUGGUCCAGACGCCAUACCAAACUGCUGUCUUAAAUAUAGUACAGCACUGUGCUGGGAUAUGGAUGAGUGUAGAAAUGUGUUACAGUCAAUGCAGCACCCACAGAUGACACCAAAGUGGCUCACUUGAGGAACAACUUUCUGACUUUUAAAAUCAGAGCAAUCCAAAGAAUCCCAGAUAUAUUAUUGCAUGAUCUGCCUUAGUAUCAUGUAUAAACUCUUUUCAGCAGUGUUUCUUAAACUAUGGAUCAUACCCCAAAAUGGGUCGUGGACAUGAUUAAGGUGGGUUGCCACAUAACUCUAGUAAAGUUAGUCCAGGUGCACAUUAUAUACAACCCACUCUUUAGCAUGGAAAAAAAAACACUAACUCAUCGCACAGAGCUUUUGUUUCUAUGACACAAAAUCUAAAAAGUAUUCCUCACAACACUGCCUUCCCUGUUAUAACCAGUGAAACAGUCAAACUGAGGUGAUUGGCAAACAAAGACACGUAUAAGAAAGGGAGCAAGAGGAGGGAAUGAAGAUGAGAUUAGCACUGUGGUCCGUAACCGCACAGUUAGGAAUGUCAAAAAGAAAUGAACUGAUGUGGCACAAGAAUGUGAUGAUUUUCACCAAAGGGCAAGUGAAUAGGAUUGGGGUAUGUGUGUUGUGUGCUAAAAGCAGCUUCUGUGGCCAUGGUCGAUAGAUCAUCUGUACUGAGUAAAACCUGUAGCAGAGGUGCAAGGAAGAUUCUGCUUUUAGUUCAAUGUGCCUCGGUGAGGAAGAACGGAAUACCAUCUCGUCACACCAUUCUUGGAUAAAUCUCAAUCUGUCGGUACUGUGAAAGACAUGUUUGGACCACUGAGAACCGUAAGAACACCAGGGAAUAUCAUAAUGUCGACAAGUUGGAGACAUUCAGCAUAAUGCCAGUGUACAGUAGUAAACAUUUAUAAAGGGGAGAGUUUACCAAAUUGUUCAUCAACAUUUAUCCUAUCCCCUACAGCAGGGGUGGGCGAAUUCAGUCCUGGAGGGCCGCAGUGGCUGCAGGUUUUUGCUCCAACCCAAUUUCUUAAUAAGAAGCACUUAUUGCUCAAGUAACACUUGUGCUUCACUUUAGUUGUCUCGCUCGUUACGAUUCUGAACCAUUAUUGCUUGUUUUGUCUUAAACAGCAGUUCUCUUGGUUUUUAAUGGCUUUUUAUUAGCAAUAAGAUUCAAAUGACAAAAGAAAGC
Polypterus senegalus (gray bichir) is the source of this 2786-nucleotide messenger RNA. RefSeq names its product gastrula zinc finger protein XlCGF8.2DB-like. NCBI's taxonomy places the organism in Eukaryota, Metazoa, Chordata, Cladistia, Polypteriformes, Polypteridae. The record is from RefSeq and is a predicted model, not a curated record. The transcript is spliced from 3 exons. The coding region runs from base 238 to 1389 and encodes 383 amino acids.